This is a messenger RNA of Trichoplax adhaerens, 1098 nucleotides long. RefSeq lists its product as uncharacterized. The record is from RefSeq and is a predicted model, not a curated record. Gene Ontology annotation, molecular function: FMN binding; oxidoreductase activity. The transcript is spliced from 7 exons. The coding region runs from base 1 to 1098 and encodes 365 amino acids. Lineage: Eukaryota; Metazoa; Placozoa; Uniplacotomia; Trichoplacea; Trichoplacidae.
AUGCAACCGCUAUGCAUUCGAGACAUUGAACAGUUUGCAAGCGAAAAUUUAAGUAAGAAUGCUUUAAGUUAUUAUAAUGUUGGAGCAGAUGAUGAGGAAACACUACGAGAUAACGUUGAAAUAUUCAAAAGAAUUCGAAUCAGACCUCGAAUGCUGAUCGAUGUAACGAACGUGGAUUUAUCUACCACAAUUCUUGGUCGAAAGAUUGAAAUGCCAAUUGGAAUAUCACCUACUGCCAUGCAAAAGCUAGCUCAUCCGGAUGGUGAAAUUGCAACAGCUCAAGCUGCUAAAUUUAUGAAAACCUGCAUGACCCUAAGUACAUAUAGCACUACUUCAAUCGAGGACGUUGGGGUUGCUUCAGGAGACGGACUAAGAUGGUUCCAACUUUACGUUUCUCCAGAUCGCGAAUUGACACGAAAUUUUGUUCACAGAGCUGAAAGAUCUGGAUUUAAAGCUUUAGUAGUAACAGUAGAUGUGCCUGUGGCUGGUAAUAGAAGAAAAGAAAUAAGACAAGGAUUUGAUUUACCUCCGCAUUUGCAUCUUGCCAAUUUUUCAUCAAAUUCAUUCAAAGGUGUGGAUACUGAGGUCGAGAAUAGUGGAUGGAGCAACAAUUACCAAAUGCAAAUUGACGGUUCAAUCACCUGGGAAUCCAUAAGCUGGCUGCAAACUAUAACUUCGCUACAGGUUAUUGUUAAGGGCAUACUAACCGCUGAAGAUGCUAGCGAAGCUAUUAGGAGAGGCAUCAAGGCUAUCUGGAUUUCAAAUCAUGGAGGUCGACAAUUAGAUGGCGUCCCUACUGCAAUUGAAGUUCUUCCUGAAAUUGUCGAAGCAGUUAAAGAACAAGCAGAAAUUUAUGUCGAUGGAGGUUUUCGUCUCGGGACCGAUGUAUUUAAGGCACUUGCACUAGGUGCUCGAGCUGUUUUCAUUGGCAGACCGAUAUUAUGGGGUCUUUGCUACAACGGCUCUGACGGCGUGAAAAAAGUUUUACAACUGCUGAAAGAAGAGCUCCAGAGAACUAUGCAGCUGGCAGGUUGUACAUCUAUCGGAGAUAUUACACCAUCAUCCGUAAUUUACGCGAUAAAUUUUUCUAAAAUCUAA